AUGGCUGAACCUGGCAAGCCAACCACCCACGAGUCCUCAUCAACUGCCUCAGCUCCGUCAUCAAGCGUUCCUAUUGCAAGCCAAGCGUCGUUGAGGCCAUCUGCCUCAUUAAAUACUAAUGAUAACUCCAAUCAAAAGCAGAAAAAAGUGUGGGAUUAUUAUUCGGAUGACGCAUCCUCAAGGCGGUCAGAAGAGCCGCAAGGAGACAAUACUCUGAAACCAUCAAGUUCGAUUGGCUCGCUCUCGUCCUCCUCUAAUACUAACAGCAAGAACAACGUAACCCCUCAUUUGAAUAAAUGUGACAAGAAGAGCCGGCCAGGAGACAUCCAAGUUUGUUGUCGAGAAUUACGAGGCGACGAUGAGCGUCAUCUCAUCAACCCUGACAUCGUUCGUGAUGUAAUCAUCGGCUUGAGUGAUGGAUUGACGGUACCCUUUGGACUUACGGCUGGUCUUUCAUCGCUCGGCUCAUCUCGUCUGGUGGUAGUUGGAGGAAUAGCUGAACUAAUCUCCGGAGCGAUUUCGAUGGGGAUCGGUGGUUAUUUAGCGUCAGAAGCCGAACGAGACCAUUUCAAGUACCUUCAAAAAACGACUAAGGACCGAGUGACGAGGUCAUGCUCUGGGGAGAUGGAGAGAGAGGUGCACGAAGUUCUUGGCCCGAUAGGCUUGGACGAAUCGAUCUCACGCACCGUCGCCUCAGCACUUCUUCGGGUCGAGUCGGAAGCCAACGAGUCUACCGACGGUACAGCAGAUCCAGUGGAAGAAAGUACGGCACAUUGGAUUUUGAGAUGCUUGGGUCGUCAACCCAAAUUCCCCAAGCAGAUCGACGAAGCCAACCAUCAGCUCAGAUGGGCCAAAGACGUCGGCAUCACCGCCUUCUUAUUGAAGUUCGGCGAAGGUUUAGAAGAAGUUCCGGAGUCUCGCCUCUACAUCUCUGCCCUCACCAUCGGCUUGUCUUACUUUAUUGGUGGCCUUGUGCCCAUGGCACCUUAUUUCUUUGUUGAAUCAGCACAAAUUGCAUUAUAUUGGAGUAUCGCAAUCAUGUUCAUCACUUUACUGAUUUUUGGUGUAUUUAAAGCGUACUUCACAGGUGCUAAGAUAGGGUUUACCGGCUACCUUAAGGCCAGUUCUGCGACGAUCGUCGUGGGUGGAUCUGCCGCUGCGGCAAGUUGGUUGAUAGUUAAAGCACUUGAGAAACCUUAG
Puccinia triticina is the source of this 1200-nucleotide messenger RNA. RefSeq lists its product as uncharacterized. Gene Ontology annotation, cellular component: fungal-type vacuole membrane. Gene Ontology annotation, molecular function: manganese ion transmembrane transporter activity; iron ion transmembrane transporter activity. The transcript is spliced from 5 exons. The record is from RefSeq and is a predicted model, not a curated record. NCBI's taxonomy places the organism in Eukaryota, Fungi, Basidiomycota, Pucciniomycetes, Pucciniales, Pucciniaceae. The coding region runs from base 1 to 1200 and encodes 399 amino acids. Gene Ontology annotation, biological process: intracellular manganese ion homeostasis.